Messenger RNA from Eruca vesicaria subsp. sativa (arugula), 1164 nucleotides. NCBI's taxonomy places the organism in Eukaryota, Viridiplantae, Streptophyta, Magnoliopsida, Brassicales, Brassicaceae. The record is from the annotation of a GenBank genome assembly.
AUGAAUAGAUCAUGUCUCUGUAGUAUCUUGACCGCCACUGCUCUGAUCUGUGGCGCUUACUUCAUUGGAAAUGCUUAUAUUGAUAAAGAACUUAAAGAGAAAUUGCUAAGAUGGCAAAUCAAUGAUCAGAUACAUAACGUCACUGCUAAGUUGCAUAAUGGCACUGAUAAGAGUCAUAACAAUCUCAAUAAGCCAUUGGGUAGUGAAGCAUUACCGCAAGGAAUUAUCGCCAAGACAUCAAACUUGGAAACGCAACAUCUAUGGAACUACCGUCACAUAGAAAAGGGGAAGCCGGACCGUGCAAUGAGUUUGUUAGCCAUGGCAGUUGGAAUCAAGCAAAAGGAGUUAGUCAACAAAGUUAUCCAAAAGUUUUCUCGAGAUUUUGUGGUCAUGCUUUUUCAUUACGAUGGGUUUGUGGAAGAUUGGAAGCAGUAUCCAUGGAAUGAGCAUGCAGUUCAUGUUUCCGUGAUGAAUCAAACAAAAUGGUGGUUCGCCAAGCGGUUCUUGCAUCCUGAUAUAGUUGCGGAGUAUGAGUAUAUAUUUCUUUGGGACGAAGAUCUUGGUGUAGCUCAUUUCAAUCCUCAACGAUACCUAUCCAUUGUCAAAGAAGAAGGUCUUGAGAUAUCCCAACCCGCUCUCGACACUACAAAAUCAGAGCCGCAUUAUCCUAUCACUGCUCGUCGCAAGAACUUGAAAUUUCAUAGGCGGAUGUAUAAAAAUAAAGGUAGCGGUCGAUGCGAUGACCAUAGCACCAAUCCUCCCUGUAUCGGGUGGGUAGAAAUGAUGGCACCUGUUUUCUCUAGAUCAGCAUGGAGAUGUUCGUGGUAUAUGAUUCAGAACGAUUUGAUCCAUGCCUGGGGCUUGGACUUGCAGCUUGGUUAUUGUGCACAAGGUGACCGGAAGAAAAAUGUAGGUGUUGUUGAUGCCGAGUACAUAGUUCAUUACGGUCUUCGCACACUCGGUGUGAUUGACUCCGCUUCAAGUUCAUCGGGAAAUGAGACAAUGUCGAAAUCAGGGAAGGUUUUACAUAAAUCAUCUUCAGAUUCUCGUGAAGCGGAUAAUAGAGCACAAGUGAGGAAGAAAUCAUAUGUGGAGAUGAAGAGAUUCAAGGAACGUUGGAAGAAAGCUGUGGAGGAUGAUAUAUGUUGGGUCGAUCCGUAUUGA